GAGAAACGAUGUAUAAAAUGAACUUUGUCUCUGAGAAAACUUUACAGUUUCUUUUGGGGUGAGGGAGGAAGAAGAAAGAAAAUAAUUAUUUCUUGUAAUGUUUGUUUACAAUCAUGUGUGGAUCCAGUUUUGUUCCAGCUAAGAAUUAGCCCUGGGACUUUGACACCAGGAAAAAACUGAGAGUGCUCAUCUACGGUGGGUAGAAACUUGGUCAGGUAUCCACCCAUGUGACAAAUGGACUUUGACAGCUGUCUUGGAGACGGGCAAGUACCACUGCAGCUAAGCUGAAAGAACUGGAGCUGGUGGUCACAUUUCUAAUAAAGGAAACUGAAGACAUUUAGAUAUUGAACAAAAUCUAAAUAAAAAUAGAUUUUUAAUAAAAAGUCCUGAAUGGACUCAUGGUUGCCACCAAGACAGCCCCAGGGCCAAGGGAGUCAUGCAGUCUGGUUUGAAGGAUAUGGAAGGAGCCCACGGAGGGAAGUCUACCAUGGCCCUCCACCUCCACAUUUCAGGCAUGAAGAAUACCAUCCUGAUUUCCAAGUAGGACCUCAGCCUUGGCUAGAUACUCAGCACCACUAUCCCAUCCAUCAUCCAAGGCUCCAGAACUAUAUGAGACCAAACUCCAGGGCAGAGUAUUACAAAAGCAGCUUUUCAGACUGGUCUUACACAAGGCAAGGAUAUGAAGAGCUGCACCGUGGCUUUGUGGAGGAUCAUGAAGCAUAUCAAAGAUUCACCCAAGUACAUCCAAGCAAAAGAGAUCCAAGAUGGAGAGAUAACUGGAAUGAAAGUGCAAAUUCCUGGAACCAGAAUUAUUAUAGAGAUUGCCAACCUAGGGAUGGUAACAACUCUUUGGGGCAUUAUGAUGUUGUACUAACUCAAUCUAAGAAUUCCUAUGAAGAUAGCUAUGCUUCAAAGAAAGAUGCUUCUGAUGAUAUCAACUACCAUUCUCCUUUGUUACAAGGACACAUUUGGGAUAAAUUCCAAGAGAACUCUUUGAAGAAUGCCACUGUUCCAGCCCAUGAGCUUUCAUUGCCUGACGGGCUAACUCCCCUCCAACAUUACAAGGAAUCUGGCCUCAGUUCUAGCAGUUAUGAGCUUAGUCAAUAUAUGGAAAAUUCUUCCAACCACCAUGAAGCAACUUUCUCCGAGGAUUGGAGCCCUGUUCAGUCAGCAGAAGACUUCCAAGCUAUGUCUAACUGUGUGACCUCCCCCAAAUUUACUGUCCCUCAUGUACCUCUGUGUUUUGGAGCUGGAGGGCAGUUGGUCCGAGGAUGUCCAAAUGAUCCAGCAGAUGGACAACCUGCUCUUGUUGAGAUACACAGCCUUGAGAUUAUUCUACAUGACACUGCUGAGCAAGAAAUGAUGAGAAUCUUUCCAGGACCUCUGAUCAGGGAAGAUCUGCACAAGGUGGAUGUGAUGACAUUCUGUCAGCGCAAAGCAGCUACUGGCUGUGACUUGACAACUAAGCAGGGCCGAGAUUCUGCCUUGCUUUGGAAGCUCCUCCUCCUCCUUUGCCGACAAAAUGGAUCCAUGGUGGGAUCAGAUACAGCUGAGCUGCUGAUGCAAGAUCGCAAAUACCCAGAAAAGUUCAAAAAACAAGAGCCACGUAUGAACCUGAUUAACUUGACGGGAGAAGACUGGCCAGUGUCUGGCUAUGGAACCAUGGACCUUCUCACAGGGGAGAUGGUCCCAACUGCUGGCACACCAGAGCAAAAAAUAGAGAAAUUCACCAAACUCCUUUUCUAUGGCAGAAAGAAAGAAGCCCUGGAUUGGGCUAUGAGAAACCAGCUAUGGGGCCAUGCACUCUUUCUAUCAAGCAAAAUGAACCCAAGGAUUUACAAUCGGGUCCUGACUGGGUUCACAAGCACACUGGCCUCCAAUGAUCCUCUGCAGACACUUUUCCAGCUCAUGUCUGGAAGGAUACCGCAGGCAUCUUUGUCCUGUGGAGAUGAGAAGUGGGGAGACUGGAGGCCACACCUGGCUGUCAUGCUGUCUAAUCAAGUAGGAGACUUGGACCUGAAUUCCAGAGCCAUCAUCUCUAUGGGAGACACAUUGGUUGGGAAAGGGUUAAUAGAAGCUGCUCACUUCUGCUAUCUGAUGGCAGAUGUUCCUUUCGGCCACUAUCGAGUUCAAACAGAUUAUAUGGUAUUGCUGGGAAGUAAUCAGAGCCAAACCUUUUCCCAGUUUGCAAGGACAGAAUGUAUUCACAGAAUGGAAAUUCUUGAGUAUUGUCGGUUACUGGGGUGUUCCCAAGCUUUCAUCCCUUCUUUCCAGGUAUAUAAAUUGAUUUAUGCAUCUCGCCUGGUUGACUAUGGUCUUACUGCCCAGGCCUUACAUUAUUGUGAAGGGAUUGGAAUGGCACUUCUUGCCCAGAACCAGAAUGCUUAUCCUGUCCUCCUAGAGCAGGUUAUCAAGCUAGCAGAACGAUUAAAGUACUCUGACCCACGACUCCUGGAGAAGGCAGAGUAUGAGAUGGAUUUGGAACCAGAUUGGCUCAUUGAACUCAGAGCCCGUUAUCAACAGUGGGAGGAUCAAAGAGGGUUUCCCAACACUACAUCCACCCAGCUAGAGGUUUGCAGAGGCAAUGGAUCAAUAUCAGGUUUAGCUCCUCAUUUUGAAUUUGAACAAGCUGAGGUAUGCUGGGAGAAUCUACAGCAUCAGCCUUAUAGACACCCGUCACCUGUUAAUUCAAGUGGGCACCAACCAGAUGUGGAUCAACAGCUGCAUAUCUGUUCUGGACAUGGAUAUCCUUCAGAGAGGACACCUGCUAGUUUAGAGGCUUGUUUAGCAGAAAAUGACCACAGUUCCACUUUGUCUUCAGGAGGCCUUUCAAAUGAUCCUUCCUCACAUCUGAAACAACCAUCAGGGGAGACUGUGGAAUCUUGUGGGCUGGACCAUUUUCCUAGUGAGCCAAAGAAGCACAUUCUAGAAUAUCAGGCCAAUUCACGGACCCGGACUGUCUCUGAGAGUUCCACAAUAACCCUUUCAGAAGAUACACCUCAGUCCCUAGAAGCCUCCUGGGAUGAAACCUCAUCGGAGAAGAAAUUAAUGGAAAAUACAGAGCAAGAGGUACUGAAGACUUCUGGUUUUGGCUGGUUCCGAUGGUUCCGUUCCAAGGCAAAUAAAGAUGAAGCACCAUCUUUGGACUCAACUGCUUCAGUUUCUCAGGAGAAAAUCAUUCAGUCCCUUUUGGUUUCACCCAUGAAUCAACAUCAUUGCCUUCCUCCUCUUUCUCCCACACAAGGCAAUUCUUUUUCCAAGAGAUCUCCAGAAGUUCAAAAUUCACAAGGCCCUAGCAGCAUGGAAGCAACCAUCGUUUCAGAUGCUGGUGAUCAGACUAGUUCUUUCAGACAUCAGUACAACCCUGAUAGUGUGCCUCUACCCCACACAGAAGGGACAGUUCCUUUGUUCAAUCCUGCUCAGGUUAUUACAACAGCAGCCUCUGGCACUGGGCAUCUGCAACAGAAUUUUCAGCAAUAUUGGCCACAUCAUUUGCAAAACAAAUAAUCCAGGAUACUUCUGUGGCUGGUCCUCUGAUCAGAAGCCAUUGCCUUACCCAAACAUGGUAGUUCUAUGAUCUCUUUGCUACUCUUCUUAUUUACUGGCAUUGGAGCUUGUUAUCAAAGGGAUAACAGCACAAAUGUGAACUAAUGGAUAAGCCCCUUUCACUUUUAUUUGCUUGGUACUUUUAAAGAACAGUUUUACAGCAAAUGGUAUAGAGACAGACAUAAAAUGAAAAGGAAGACAUCCCCCCUAUUUUUUGUCUUCCAUUCCAGGAAGGGAACUAUUAAUAGUCUACCGUAUAUUCCGGCGUAUAAGGCGACUGGGCGUAUAAGACAACCCCCAACUUUUGAGAAGAUUUUCAGGCUUUAGAAAGUCAUCUUAUACGCCAGAAAAUACAGUACAAUAUUGAA
Messenger RNA from Crotalus tigris (Tiger rattlesnake), 3914 nucleotides. Its product is annotated as protein transport protein Sec16B-like. The coding region runs from base 391 to 3507 and encodes 1038 amino acids. NCBI's taxonomy places the organism in Eukaryota, Metazoa, Chordata, Lepidosauria, Squamata, Viperidae. Gene Ontology annotation, biological process: COPII vesicle coat assembly; Golgi organization; autophagy. Gene Ontology annotation, cellular component: endoplasmic reticulum exit site; ER to Golgi transport vesicle membrane. The transcript has 27 exons. The record is from RefSeq and is a predicted model, not a curated record.